GCCUGCUUGCCACGCGUCAGUCAGUGUAGAUUAUUUUAUAUUUUCUGGGAUUUUUGCGAGCAAAGCAACAGAAAUAAAUUUGUAAAUUUUAAUAAAACAUUGAAAAUGACGCUUUACGCAGUUGUGAGUAAAUUCCAGCAAGACUACGUAAAGAAUACGCCAAAGAAACUGAAGAUUAUUGAUUCCUACCUGCUGUACGUGUUUUUGACGGGUGUCAUUCAAUUCGUUUACUGUUGCCUCGUUGGCACUUUUCCCUUCAACAGUUUUCUGAGUGGAUUUAUUUCAUCUGUUUCCUGUUUCAUUCUUGGCGUUUGUCUCCGGCUUCAAGUUAAUCCGCAAAAUAAGAGUCAGUUUCAUGGAAUCAGUCCCGAGAGAGGAUUUGCUGAUUUUAUUUUUGCGCACAUUAUUCUUCACCUCGUAGUCAUGAAUUUUAUUGGAUAAAAAAUUGUUUCAAAGUUUUCACUAUAUAUUAAAUUUUUUCAGGCCAA
Molecule: messenger RNA, 488 nt
Organism: Belonocnema kinseyi
Lineage: Eukaryota; Metazoa; Arthropoda; Insecta; Hymenoptera; Cynipidae
Gene: Dad1
Product: dolichyl-diphosphooligosaccharide--protein glycosyltransferase subunit DAD1
Exons: 2
Coding region: 106-441 (111 amino acids)
Biological process (GO): protein N-linked glycosylation
Cellular component (GO): membrane; oligosaccharyltransferase complex
Source: RefSeq, a predicted model, not a curated record